Closterium sp. Naga37s-1 is the source of this 738-nucleotide messenger RNA. The record is from the annotation of a GenBank genome assembly. Lineage: Eukaryota; Viridiplantae; Streptophyta; Zygnematophyceae; Desmidiales; Closteriaceae.
AUGAAGCAGGAGCAGCACGAGGUAGCGAGCACGGACAACGUGCUUCUGUGCGUCAAGACAUGGCCGGCGCGGCCGAGCUUCGACGGGGACAACGAGCAGCAGCAGAAGCAGGCGCUGCUGGCGGUGAUCGUGCAUCCCUACUCGCGCAUGGGCGGCUCGCAGUUCGUUACGCAGGGGCUGGCCGAGUACCUGUGUCUGCGCGGGUUUAACGUGGUGACGUUCGACCUGCGGGGCGCGGGCAAGUCGACGGGGCACGCGUCGUUUACGGGCGAGCCCGAGGUGGCAGACGUGAUGGCCGUGUGCCGCUGGGCGAGCGAGAAGUACGGCCAGCGCAUAUUGCUGGUGGGGUCGUCCGCAGGAGCGCCCAUUGCGGGUUCAGCCCUGCCACACUGCCCACAGGUCGACCUGUACGUGGGCGUGGGCUACACAUUCGGCUUCUUCUCCUCGCUCGUCUUCGGCUCGCACUACGCCAAUGUGCUCACCUGGCCGGGCCCCAAGCUCUUCAUCAUGGGCGCCAAGGACGGGUUCACGAGCACCAAGACGCUCGAGACGAAGGCGGGGAAGGCGGUGGGCGUGGCGAAGGUGAGCAUUGUGGAGGACGUGGGGCACUUUGGGCUCGAGGGCCCUGCGUAUGACGAGGAGGUGGCCAAGCGCGUGGUGGAGUUUGUGGCUGAGCAGGCCAGUGCUGGUGCUGGUGGUGAUGGUGGGGAGGAGGGGAUCAAGGAGAGUGAUAGCUAG